Molecule: messenger RNA, 1544 nt
Organism: Neomonachus schauinslandi (Hawaiian monk seal)
Lineage: Eukaryota; Metazoa; Chordata; Mammalia; Carnivora; Phocidae
Gene: NGB
Product: neuroglobin
Exons: 4
Coding region: 26-481 (151 amino acids)
Molecular function (GO): oxygen binding; heme binding
Source: RefSeq, a predicted model, not a curated record
GCGCCCCGCGCGUCCCCGGGCCAGCAUGGAGCUCCCGGAGCCCGAGCUGAUCCGGCAGAGCUGGCGGGCGGUGAGUCGCAGCCCGCUGGAGCACGGCACCGUGCUGUUCGCCAGGCUGUUUGACCUGGAGCCCGACCUGCUGCCGCUCUUCCAGUACAACUGUCGCCAGUUCUCCAGCCCCAAGGACUGCCUGUCGUCCCCCGAGUUCCUGGACCACAUCAGGAAGGUGAUGCUCGUGAUUGACACUGCAGUGACCAAUGUAGAGGACCUGUCCUCGCUGGAGGAGUACCUUGCUGGCCUGGGCAAGAAGCACCGUGCAGUGGGUGUGAAGCUCAGCUCCUUCUCGACGGUGGGUGAGUCCCUGCUCUACAUGCUGGAGAAGUGCCUGGGCCCUGCGUUCACACCAGCCGUGCAGGCCGCCUGGAGCCAGCUCUACGCGGCCGUGGUACAGGCCAUGAGUCGAGGCUGGGAUGGCGAGUAAGAGGCGGCCCCUGCCCGGCAGCCUCCAGCUGGCGGCCCCCAUCGGUCUGUGUCUGUCUGUUGCUCUGUGUCUGUGGUAGCCCAGGCUCCCUUAGGCCCCCCUCAUCUUGGUCCUUGUCCCCUUGGCCGUCCGGGAGAGGUGAUAGAGCAGGACUGGGUCUCCGUCCCCCUCACCUCCAAGUGAGACGAGGGUGGCUUUUCCUUCAGGAAGGGGCUUCUGGAUUUCCCCGACCCCUAGGAGCCUCUUCCCUGCCUGCCUUCUUUUCCCUCUGGCAUCCCGCCUCUGCUGGGAGAGGGGCAGUGUUUGGCCACAGAGGUGGCAUGGCGCUGGGAAGGUGGAGAGCUCGGAGAGCAUGGGUGCUUGUCACCCACCCUCGUCAGGUGGGCCCGGGCCAAGCAGGGGAGUGGGAGGCAGAGCUUCGGGCCCCUUCCCAUUUCGCCUGCCUUCCAUGCUUUUCUCUCCCAGGAGCAUCUGCCUUUCACAAGUAAAGAGGAGGGACUUUGUUAGCCUUCAGGGUGGAAUCCCAGGUAGUGGGAGCAGGUAAUCAAGGGAGCCGCUGAGGACGGGAGAGCUGACCUCAUCUGGGUCUCAGAUGCCCCUGCCAUGUACUUUUUCUUUUGCUGUGUCCUGUUCCUGUUCCCCCAUUCAGGCUGCCGCUGGGAGCUCCUUUAGUACCACUAGGACCACUCUCUGCAGGAACCGGCUAGCCAGCCGGGGGCGGGGGGCGCGGCGGGGGCGGGGGGGGGGUAGUGCAAGGAAGGAGGGGUGAUUUCAUUCCAGAGAGGCCUGAGUUCUGGUGGCUGUUCCUCACCACCCCCUCCAGCAGGGCUGGGGCUUAUCUCCCCCCAGCCUCCUUUCUGCCGCUGCUCAUGUGGACUGUGGGGCCCACAGCUCCCCACGUUCAAUACCUGGUGUGUGCCUGGAUGUAGGCUGCUGGAUAGAAGAGAGUGUGACAGGGGAGGCCCUCUGCCCUCGCCCCGAGCUGUCUGCACUUUUACCUUCUGCUCCGUGCCGUGGUUGUAUAAACUCAUGAGGAAUAAACCUGUUCUGUGUGCCUCUCUGA